AUGUCUGAAGAAGUUGAUAAAGUUGCCGAACAAGUUCAAAAAACUUAUUUGGAUGAUGUUACUGGCGAACAAGUUUCCAAAACUGAAUUGAAAAAAAGACAAAAACAAAGAGCAAUUGAAGCUAAGAAAGCUGCUAAAGCUGCUGCUGCUCCAGCCAAAACCACUACCAAAAAGAAAGAUGAAUUGGCUGAUUUAAACCCAAAUCAAUUUUUCGAAAUUAGAUCUCGUCAAAUUUCUGAAUUAAGAGACAAAAACAAUGCUGAUCCAUCAGCUUUCAACCCAUACCCUCACAAAUUCAAUGUUACCACCAAAAUUCCAGAAUUCGUUGAAAAAUACGCCCAUUUACAAAGAGGGGAAACUUUGAAAGAUGUCACCGUUUCUGUUAGUGGUAGAAUAAUGACCAAAAGAGAAUCUGGAUCCAAAUUGAAAUUCUACGUUUUGAAAGGAGAUGGUGUUGAAGUUCAAGUCAUGGCCCAAGCUCAAGAUGCUCCAAGUGUUGAAGCUUUCGAAUCCAUGCACGAAAUCUUGAGAAGAGGUGAUAUUAUUGGUGUUACUGGUUAUCCAGGUAAAACUGCUCCAGCCAAAGGUGGUGACGGUGAAUUGUCCGUUUUCGCUACCAAAGUACAAUUAUUAACUCCAUGUUUGCACAUGUUACCAACUGAACAUUAUGGGUUCAAAGAUCAAGAAGCUAGAUACAGAAAACGUUACUUGGAUUUGAUUAUGAACGACUCCAGUAGAGACCGUUUCAAAGUUAGAUCUAAAAUCAUUCAGUAUAUUAGAAAAUUCUUGGACAACAGAGAUUUCGUUGAAGUUGAAACCCCAAUUUUGAAUGUUAUUGCUGGUGGUGCCACUGCCAAACCAUUCACCACUCAUCAUAACGACUUGAACAUGGAAAUGUUUAUGAGAAUUGCCCCAGAAUUGUUUUUGAAAGAAUUAGUUGUUGGUGGUAUGGACAGAGUUUACGAAAUUGGUCGUCAAUUUAGAAACGAAGGUAUUGAUAUGACCCACAACCCUGAAUUCACCACUUGUGAGUUUUAUCAAGCUUAUGCUGAUGUUUAUGACUUAAUGGACAUGACCGAAUUGAUGUUUUCCGAAAUGGUCAAAGAAAUCACUGGUGAUUACGUUAUCAAAUACCACCCAGAAGGUCCAUCAGGUAAAGAAUUGACUUUAGAUUUUUCCAGACCAUGGAAGAGAAUUAACAUGAUUGAAGAAUUGGAAAAAGUAUACAAUGUCAAAUUCCCAGCUGGUGAUCAAUUGCACACUGCAGAAACCGGGGAAUUCUUGAAAAAAGUCUUGAAAGACAACAAUUUAGAAUGUGCUCCACCAUUGACCAACGCUAGAAUGUUGGACAAAUUAGUUGGUGAAUUAGAAGAUGCUUCUAUUAACCCAACUUUUAUUUUUGGUCAUCCACAAAUGAUGUCACCAUUGGCCAAGAAAGAUAGAAACAUUCCAGGUUUGUGUGAAAGAUUUGAAGUUUUCGUUGCCACUAAAGAAAUCUGUAAUGCUUACACGGAAUUGAAUGAUCCAUUUGAUCAAAGAGCUAGAUUUGAAGAACAAGCCAGACAAAAGGCACAAGGUGAUGAUGAAGCUCAAAUGAUUGAUGAAACAUUCUGUAAUGCCUUAGAAUAUGGUUUACCUCCAACCGCCGGUUGGGGUUGUGGUAUCGAUAGAUUGGCAAUGUUCUUGACCGAUUCUAACACCAUUAGAGAGGUAUUGUUGUUCCCAACUUUGAAACCAGAUGCUUUGGUUUUGAAAGGUGAAGAACCAUUAAAAGAUGAAAAUUAA
This is a messenger RNA of Candida dubliniensis CD36, 1785 nucleotides long. It is a transcript of the gene KRS1, whose product is annotated as lysine--tRNA ligase. Gene Ontology annotation, biological process: lysyl-tRNA aminoacylation. Bases 1 to 1785 code for a protein of 594 amino acids. Gene Ontology annotation, cellular component: cytosol; cytoplasm. The transcript has a single exon. Gene Ontology annotation, molecular function: tRNA binding; lysine-tRNA ligase activity; ATP binding. NCBI's taxonomy places the organism in Eukaryota, Fungi, Ascomycota, Pichiomycetes, Serinales, Debaryomycetaceae. The record is from RefSeq and is a predicted model, not a curated record.